Messenger RNA from Protopolystoma xenopodis, 720 nucleotides. NCBI's taxonomy places the organism in Eukaryota, Metazoa, Platyhelminthes, Monogenea, Polystomatidea, Polystomatidae. The record is from the annotation of a GenBank genome assembly.
AUGGUCGCGGCGCCUGACUUUCAUGAUGAAAUACCAUUGCUAACUCCAAAUGCCAUGGAGCACUGUCUUCAACGAAAUAAAACCAAGAGUGGUCUCGUUAUACGUAUAAGGGAUUACGAAAUGAAAAAUUAUGAAUAUGUGCUUUACGUAAUCGAGGUCCAUGUGAGUUACAUAUCGACCGUCACUGUUGAGGCACAAAAAGCUGCUGGAGAUCUUCGUGUUUGGUCCGUAAGCAGGCGAUUCUCUGAGUUCGUUCGCCUUCGAGAAGCUCUUGAGAAACUGCAUCCAACAUGCUUACUUCCCGUUCUCCCCAAUAAAAUGGAUGGUGCUAAUGCUUCUUGGCACCGCUUGACUGCUCUACUAACUGGUGAUGAUCUUAUCAGCAAAUUAUCUAUGAGCCGUCUCACGCCUUGGUCUUCAAGCCAAUCGCAUCUGUCUACUCCAAAUUGCUCCUUUUUUUCAGAUCCUACAACGUCAUUAUUUAAUUCGUCAGAAUCUAAUUUUCGUCUGCUUCCAGGUGCAAUAUCUGGUCGCCGGUUUUGCAUAAAUCUUAUUGAAGCCAGACGGGUUGCUUUGGAAAUAUUUCUUAGGCGUGCUCUAGAACAUCCCCGACUCGGAUGUGAUCCGCUCUUGAUUUCCUUUCUAUGUGAAGAUAAAAGUUGGCGGUACAGCCUUAAGGUACCCCUUACUAUCUUUAUUGUUAUCUCUAUGCAUAUAUGA